Messenger RNA from Syzygium oleosum, 1534 nucleotides. Its product is annotated as formate dehydrogenase, mitochondrial-like. Lineage: Eukaryota; Viridiplantae; Streptophyta; Magnoliopsida; Myrtales; Myrtaceae. The record is from RefSeq and is a predicted model, not a curated record. Gene Ontology annotation, molecular function: formate dehydrogenase (NAD+) activity; NAD binding; oxidoreductase activity, acting on the CH-OH group of donors, NAD or NADP as acceptor. Gene Ontology annotation, cellular component: mitochondrion; chloroplast. The transcript is spliced from 6 exons. The coding region runs from base 188 to 1327 and encodes 379 amino acids.
UCACAAGCAAGCGAAAAAGAAGUUGUUCCUCUCUUCCCUUCCGGCUCUUCUUCGCCUGUAUAUAUCGAACGUCUCUCCCUCGGUACUUCACCAGUGUCUCGUGCAAUUUGCAUUCUUCUUCCGAUACUGAAAUCUCUCUUCGAAUCGCUUCGAACCCCGUGGACCGCGAGGAUCGGUCGGCUCGGAAAUGGCGAUGAAGCGCGCCGGUGUGUCUGCCAUCAGGGCUCUGUGCUCGUCCCCGAAUUUGACCCGACACGUCCAUUCUCCUGCUGGAAGCAAGAAGAUCGUGGGUGUGUUCUACAAGGCCAAUGAGUAUGCUGAGCUGAAUCCCAAUUUCGUGGGCACUGUCGAGAGAGGUUUGGGCAUACGCGACUGGCUGGAAUCGCAAGGCCAUCAGUACAUAGUCACAGAUGACAAGGAGGGACCGGACUGCGAACUUGAGAAGCAUCUUUCCGAUCUUCAUGUCCUCAUAUCGACCCCCUUUCACCCUGCCUAUGUCACUGCGGAAAGAAUCAAGAAGGCGAAGAAUUUGCAGCUUCUUCUCACUGCCGGGAUCGGUUCCGACCACAUCGAUUUGAAGGCUGCAGCUGAAGCAGGGUUGACGGUUGCGGAAGUCACCGGAAGCAAUGUUGUUUCGGUUGCGGAGGAUGAGCUCAUGAGAAUCCUCAUCCUGGUAAGGAACUUUUUGCCUGGACAUCAUCAGGUCAUCGAGGGCGACUGGAAUGUGGCUGGCAUAGCAUACAGAGCUUACGAUCUUGAAGGAAAAACUGUCGGGACUGUCGGCGCCGGACGAAUUGGCAAGCUUUUGCUACAGAGAUUGAAGCCUUUCAACUGCAAUCUCCUCUAUCACGACCGCUUGAAAAUGGACCCAGAACUGGAGAAGCAGACUGGUGCCAAAUUCGAGGAGGACCUCGAUGCGAUGCUUCCGAAAUGCGACGUAAUUGUGUUCAACAUGCCUCUGACUGAGAAAACAAGAGGAAUGCUCGAUAGAGAGAGGAUUUCCAAGCUGAAGAAAGGUGUCCUUAUCGUCAACAAUGCUAGAGGAGCACUCGUGGAUACACAAGCUGUUGCCGAUGCCUGCGCCAGCGGACACAUCGGAGGUUAUAGUGGGGAUGUUUGGUUCCCGCAACCAGCACCCAAGGACCACCCCUGGCGGUACAUGCCGAACCAGGCCAUGACGCCUCAUAUUUCCGGCACAACUAUAGACGCGCAGCUGCGAUACGCAGCCGGGACCAAAGACAUGCUGGACAGGUACUUCAAGGGACAGGAAUUCCCUGUCCAGAAUUACAUCGUCAAGGAGGGCGUGCUGGCCCCUCAGUACCGCUGAUUUCCCGCCGCCUCCUCGGCUCGUGCAGUUCCCGUGUGUGUUCGAGUUUUCGUGAUCGUCGAGCUUGCUACAAGUUGCGGGAUCUUGAACAAGUGUAAUAAUGCUGCUCUCUUUCAAUGUUUUUCUUGAAGUGUUUCUUUAGUUUGUGCUUGUAUUGAAGAUUUGAUGAAGUGUGUUUUAAGAAUGGAACUGUACUCUUCGUGCAAA